Seriola aureovittata is the source of this 3392-nucleotide messenger RNA. RefSeq names its product transmembrane protein 182a (gene tmem182a). Bases 243 to 989 code for a protein of 248 amino acids. Gene Ontology annotation, cellular component: membrane. The transcript is spliced from 5 exons. Lineage: Eukaryota; Metazoa; Chordata; Actinopteri; Carangiformes; Carangidae. The record is from RefSeq and is a predicted model, not a curated record.
GCACAACCUUGUCCUCCCAUAACACAGACAGAGAGGACAGGACAGGAGAGGAGUCAAGAUCCAUUAACCCAACAUAAACCAGCUGUACAGAGUAAAAAGCCAUCUCACUCAGUGGAUGUACUACAGUGCAAGAGGAGUGACUGUUUCUGCCUCUGCUUGUCACAUGCACUUACUGUAGUUGGAGGGGAAAGUCAGAUCGAGUGUGGGCAUCCAGUAGCUGAGCGGCUGGUCAAUCCUGGACCAUGAAGCUAAGUGUGGCGUUGUUUUUUGCCGGGCUCUUUGGGGCUUUGGCAGCUGUGUUCAUCCUCCUCUCUUUUGGAACUGAUUACUGGCUGCUGGCCUCAGAGAGCUGCCGCGCAAAUCCUGACGGAUCUGUUGGCCCUGGUGGUGUGACUAUAGAGAGUGGAGAUGUGGUGGUGCAGGAGGACAGUCAUGAUAUCACUUUGUACCACGAGGGCUUUUUCUGGAGAUGUUCCUUUGGAGCCAACAUGGAUGAUAGCAACUUGCUGUGGAAGCUCUGGUUCACAAAUCAGCCACACUCAAAAGUGUGCAUGCACGCCUACCUCUUCCCAUUCCCUAUAUCUCAUCAGACCCACAAUGCCACAGAGUAUGAUUCUGCUAUAAUCUACAGAGGCUUCUGGAGCAUCUUUAUGCUGAUUGGUGUGGCGGCUGUGGUGCUUGGUGGGUUCGUCAUCAUCUGUGCUGCUCCGUUCGCCAGCCACCGCCUCUACAAAGCAGGGGGCGGCCUCCUACUGGCAUCUGGUAUUUUCCUGCUGUGUGUGGUGGUGAUGUACGUACUGUGGGUGCAGGUGUUGGAUGUGGUGGAUGUUUACGUAAACCACCAGCGCUCAGCGGUGUGUGCAGACUUCCAGCUGUCCCUCACCUACGGUCUGUCCUUCAUGUUUGCCCCCAUUGGCAUCUUCUUCUGCCUCCUGGCAGGCCUUCUUUUCCUCCUCAUCGGCCGAACCAUCCAGAUUCACUACCACUGAUUUUAACCAGCAGCAGGUUAGAGGAAAACCAGUGUUUUUCUUCUUUUCUUUUCUCCUUUUUUUUUUUUUACCAUCAGGUCUUUGAUAUUUUUGCAUUAUAAAAGCAGGAGUCUAGAUAUUAUGUGCAAGAUUGUGGUUUAAAUGAUCUGACAGACUUGGACACUUUGAUCCAGGAUAAAAAAAAUUGCAGCCAUUGUUGAGCUCAGAAAUGUCACCAUGAUCACUCCACCCUGAGCCACAGUCAGCUGAGCUUCAUUACAGCUCUGUGCUCUCUGUAGGUAGAAGAUUAUAUAAGGAUGUCACCAAACCUGAUCACAUACAGUAUAAAUACCUGUGGGAUAUAACAUUGUUGUUUAAACCUUGUGCAGUGUUGAUGGUUAAGGGGCUUAUGAGUGUAUUUUUUUUUUGUAAAAUUACCAGAAAUUGAAUGUUGAUGAGGAAAACUUUUGUUCAUUGAAGCAUUUUUUUUGUGCAUAAUGAAAAGCUGGUAGCAUGAUCAUUUUUAUAUUCUGUAUAUACGGUCAGUGUCUUUGGAAAGAACACAGGCCCAGCAGCCUUGUCUGUAUUCAGUUUAAAGGAUAAGGCUGAUGAUGUCCUAUACUUUUGCUGUUGUUAACAAAUUCCAUAAAAAGACCAAAACCAACUGUGCCUUAGUCUUUCAAUAUUUUCCAACUUCCCUUCUUUGUCUACAGCAUUCACCUCCAUGUUCAUCCAUUUAGACUGAAAAUGUAAAUCUUUAACAACAGAUCACAAAUACAUGUAUCUACUGAUUAAGUCCCUGAACUCAAACAGGAGUAAAAGAGUACAUUUGUUGGGGACUAUUUUUAGCUGUGGAGUAAAACACAUUUGGUGCUAAAUCCAGCAUGACUACGGGGCCCAUGUUCAUCAUGAUAAAGGAACAUGACACCAGAGGCAACAGCGUGGCUUACCCAUAUGUUUUUAAUAGUGUUAAUAGCAGAGGAAUAAACUGUAUCAGGGUCUGGCUGCACAGACAAUACUUAGAGUUGUCUUCUGAUCGUUGAGUUUUGUCUUUUCAUGAGAAUUUUUUAACGCAAAGAAAAAUAUGGAAUAUCAUCAGACUUAUCCUGCAAUAUCAUCUAAUAUUCACAUUUCACUGAGUGUAUCAUGCUUAAUAUUUUCUGCUUUUUCUGCAGUAUUGUUUAACUAAUUCUGUACAUAUCCUGAAGCUGUGCUGUCUUUUGGUCGUAUUGUUCUAGUAUGACCAGUUUAUUGGUUCGACACUUUUUUUUUUUUUUUUUAAUGGUGCUUUUAUGUAACUGUUUUAUGUUCAUGUUGUUACGGGUUUGUUGUUUUACUACUGGUCCAUUUUCUCUGUGAGUUAAGUGUGUUGUGAGAUUCUGACAUAACAUUAUAUCUGUCUAAAUAAAUUAAACAUUUUUUUCUGUGAUCUGUUAGCAGAUAGGUUAAGAUGAGCUUUUGAUGUCUAAAAUAAAUCAUUUUCAAGCUCCCUUGAAUACAGGGUUUUUGACAGAUAGUGGUGGAUGCAUGGAGCUAAAAUCAGCAGGCAAAUUUCACAGACAAAACAUUUUUGGUCAAAGUACCAUCUUCAUUGCAACUAACAGACACAUGGAGUAAAUUUAUUCUUUUGCACCUUAAAUGCUCUUUUUUUUGUGUGUGUGUGUGUGCACGUAUGAGGGCACUUUUCUAAGAAAUGGGAUCAGAGUUCUGGACAAAUACAAAAGAUUGAAGCAAACUACCACAAGAUGGCACUGUUGUCUCACUUGAUUUACACAUCAGCUCUCACCCUGAGAGGCAGAAAUCCCAUUUUGCUUAUCUGGAGUCUGUGUGGAGUGUAUGUGGUGUUAUGCAUUUAAUCACAACUUCAGAGGUAGGAUCUGUAGAUGAAAGAAUUCACACCUUGGCUGACAGACGGAUGGUAAUUUCACUCAUGAAUGGAGCAUUUGAUCAGGAUCUGAAUGGACUCCUGUGUCAAUUCUCAUGUGUCUGUAUAAACUCUGUGCCUUUUGAGCUUUAUAAUAUACUUAUCAUACAUAAGGAAAUGCAUCUGCGGUUUGCCUUCGAAUGCAGGAGAGAGUGACACAAUGUAAGGCAUUGAUUACUUUGUGAGAUUGACUUUGCCUUCACAGUAGACUCUUAUGAUGGAGAUUCAUGCUUCCAAAUUUUUAUUGCUGUCCAAGUGAGAGUGGCCACACCAGACUUCAGUUGAGCCAUGUGAGAAGCCACACUGGAGUAAACCACUGCAUGGCACGAGCAGAGGCCACAGAGGUUGUCAGAUGUUAAUAAAUUGUAAGAUAAGAUCAGGAUUUGUCCUGUUUCAGGUUGGAGCAGUCCUUUCAGCCAAGUCUACCCUAUGAGAUACUUCUUAUCUGGUGGACGUCCUGGUUUAAAUGAAAUCCUAAUAAAAUAAAAUAAAAAGUUCAA